GGAAAAAGAAAUUCAACCCAGGAAGGCAAUUAUCUUCCGAGACCCAUCAUCGACGAUAUUCUACUGAAGCUCCCUGUAAAGAGUAUUCUAAUUUGCAAAUGCCUUUGCAAAUCUUGGCGCACUGUAAUCUCUGAUCCCCAAUUCGCCAAGCUGCUCUCUGCGAAGGCAGAGCCCUGCGCUCUGCUUCAGACCUCGGAUUCAACAACACUUCAUUUGGUUGAGCCUCAAGAAUGCCACAAUUUCGAUCUUGGAUACUGCAUCUGCGACGGCGAUCGCGGUUUCCGAUGCGACCCUCAUAUAAAGCUUGCACACAUGGGUCGUUACCCAAAUGGGGUUAAAAGGAAAAGCGACAUCAGAGUCACACCCAAGGAUCGAAAUUUCAAAAUUGUGAAUUCGUGCAAUGGUUUCCUCUGGUUGUCUGAACCAACCAGUAAUGAACCUGUUGUUGUGUGUAAUCCGAUCACGGGUGAGUAUAUAAACCUUCCUGUGGGUAAAGGAAGGCCUUCCAAGAAAACCCAAUAUUUUGUUGAUUGUGGGUUUGGCUUCAGUCCGAGAACUAAUCAAUACAAGGUGAUUAGAAUGUUUGAACGGCAGUUUGCUGCUCGGGCUAGGGGUGGCGCGCGCAUGAGCUGUUGCACACCCGAAACGGGGUGGAUAAAUUAUAGUUCCGGGAUUGAGAUAUGCACACUCGGCGAAGGAUCAUGGAAAAGCAUUGGUGAUGCUCCCUUUUUAUAUUGUAACCUAACGUUUCCCACUUAUCUGGAGGGAUGUGUCCAUUGGUUGCUCUAUCAAGAAUUUCGGGGACAUAGCCGUACGCUUAAUAUAGUUUGUUUUAGCUUUGACAAGGAGCAGUUUAAAUUAUUUUCUUCGCCUCGUCAAUAUCAAAAAUGUUAUGCAAACUACAUCGUUGAUUUGGGUGUGGUGCAUAAUGUGUCCAUGGGAGUGCUAGAUGGUUGUCUAUGCAUAUGUGAUGCCAAUUAUGAUCCCAUUUAUAUAUGGGUUAUGAAGAAAUAUGGUGUUGGGAAAUCUUGGACAAAGAUGUUUUCUAUUCGUAAUCAACCUGAUCAGAGUUGGCCUUAUGGUUUAUAUCAGCCAAUAAAUUACUUGAAAAAUGGGGAAGUAUUGCUGUUUCAUUAUGAUACAUGUGCUCUGAUUUGUUAUGACCCUUAAAUACCAAAAUUUAAAUAUCUUAAGAUUCGUGGUUCUGAAUCAAAAUUUAAAGCAAUUGCUUAUGUUCCCAGUUUCGUUUCACUUAAGGAAGCCAUUGUUGGAGAUAAUGUGGUCGUGCUGAACAUGAGUUCAAGGUGUGCAAAAUUCAAAGGUGUGGGUGAGACUAAAGCUCUUUCGUUGGUGGAAGAAGAUAGGGGAUAUGGCAUCUGAUUCAUUUUCAUCGUAAUUCUGAUACUGAUGAAUGGAGCAUGAAGCCAAAAAAUACAUAGGGAGAAAGGCCGCUUGAUAUCCUUUGAUGCGAAGAGUGGCGGGAUAUCCUUCUUUUUUUUUUUUUAGGUAAAACGGGAUAUCCUUCUUUGAUCUUUCUUUUUGAUUUCCAUUGGCUUGGCUAAGGUCUCACCGAGCCUCCUUGUCUAUGGAAAGAGAGAAACUUCAAUAUGAAGAAAGGAAUCAGAGAGGUUAGACACUCAACAGGGCUCAAAUCUGAUAGGUGGAGGAAGGGUAAGGAAAUUGAUGUUGCUAAAUUUAUGCUUAUAUUAACUACUUUAUUAUCUAAUCUAUAUCUGGAGGUUUAGGUAUUUUGAGCAACUAUACCUUUCAAAGUUGAUAUUUUACCUACUUUUAGUAAUUGUGGAUGUGUGACUUAUUUAAAUUUAGGUGAAUGGAAAGUAUUUGACAACUAAACCAAGUAAUGACUCAUGAUAUCUUUCCCAUGCUUGCUCUAAGCUUUGUCUAGGAAUUUCUUGUGAAAAUUACAAUUUCGACCUUUUUACAGAAUAAUUAAAAAUUUGAAUGCAAAGGUCUUUCAAAUUGACAGGGAGCCCAGCCAGGGCAAAAAAAAAAAAAAAAAAAAAAAAGAGAAAAAGAAAUGGGCAGUGUGUUGAAAUCAAAUUGCUAUAAAAGAAGUUUUUAUAAGGUACAAUUACAACAAUACUUUCAAUAUUCUAGCUACUUUUUAUCAGUCGUUACUUUCACUCAAGUUGUUUGUUUUAGAGUUUUCUUUCAAAUUGUCAUUUCCGAAGUAUCAUUUUCGU
Cornus florida is the source of this 2204-nucleotide messenger RNA. Its product is annotated as F-box protein At3g07870-like. The transcript has 2 exons. The record is from RefSeq and is a predicted model, not a curated record. NCBI's taxonomy places the organism in Eukaryota, Viridiplantae, Streptophyta, Magnoliopsida, Cornales, Cornaceae. Bases 313 to 1170 code for a protein of 285 amino acids.